Messenger RNA from Cynocephalus volans (Philippine flying lemur), 1911 nucleotides. It is a transcript of the gene TMEM165, whose product is annotated as transmembrane protein 165. Gene Ontology annotation, molecular function: calcium ion transmembrane transporter activity; manganese ion transmembrane transporter activity. The record is from RefSeq and is a predicted model, not a curated record. Lineage: Eukaryota; Metazoa; Chordata; Mammalia; Dermoptera; Cynocephalidae. Bases 225 to 1205 code for a protein of 326 amino acids. Gene Ontology annotation, cellular component: Golgi apparatus. Gene Ontology annotation, biological process: calcium ion transmembrane transport; Golgi calcium ion homeostasis; Golgi calcium ion transport. The transcript has 6 exons.
CGUGGUCGCCGCGCGAGAGGAGGGGCGCGGAGCCGGCGGCUGCGGACGCGAGCCUGUCCCUACGCUUCCGCGCGCCUCCCCCACCUUCCGCAUGGUGCCGGCUGCUCGCUAAGCGGCGGCGGCGAGGCGUGAGGGACGUCCCGCGGAGACGGCUCGGGGUCCUGGCCUCCAGUCGCCGGCACUUCCUCCUGCGGCGCUCGUGCGCAGCCGGCUCGGCCGGCGGGAUGGCGGCGGCGGCGGCGGCGGCCCGGAGGGGCGGCCGCGCAUCUGCGCCCCGGCUGCUUCUGCUCCUGCUGCUUCCGCUGCUGUGGGCCCCAGCCGGGGUCCGGGCCGGCCCGGACGAAGACCUUAGUCAGCGGAACAAGGAACCGCCGGCGCCUGUCCAGCAACUGCAGCCGCAGCCCGCGGCCGUGCAGGGCCCCGAGCCGGCCCGGGUCGAGAAAGGAUCUACACCAGCAGCCCCAGUUCAUACCAAUAAAGAAGAUCCAGCCACCCAAACUAAUUUGGGAUUUAUCCAUGCAUUUGUCGCUGCCAUAUCAGUCAUCAUUGUAUCUGAACUGGGUGAUAAGACUUUUUUUAUAGCAGCCAUCAUGGCAAUGCGCUAUAACCGUCUGACUGUGCUGGCAGGUGCUAUGCUUGCCUUGGGCCUAAUGACAUGCUUAUCAGUUUUGUUUGGCUAUGCCACCACAGUCAUCCCCAGAGUGUAUACAUACUAUGUUUCAACUGCAUUAUUUGCCAUUUUUGGCAUUAGAAUGCUCCGGGAAGGCUUAAAGAUGAGCCCAGAUGAGGGUCAAGAGGAACUGGAAGAAGUUCAAGCAGAAUUAAAGAAGAAAGAUGAAGAAUUUCAGCGAACCAAACUCUUAAAUGGACCAGAUGUUGAAACGGGUACAAGCACAACAAUACCUCAGAAAAAGUGGUUGCAUUUUAUUUCACCCAUUUUUGUUCAAGCCCUUACAUUAACAUUCUUAGCAGAAUGGGGUGAUCGCUCUCAACUAACUACGAUUGUUUUGGCAGCCAGAGAGGAUCCUUAUGGUGUAGCAGUAGGUGGAACAGUGGGACACUGCUUGUGCACUGGAUUGGCAGUAAUUGGAGGAAGAAUGAUAGCACAAAAAAUCUCUGUCAGAACUGUGACAAUCAUAGGAGGCAUCGUUUUUUUGGCGUUUGCAUUUUCUGCCCUAUUUAUAAGUCCUGAUUCUGGUUUUUAACAAGUUAUUUGUUCAUUGGUAUUUAGUUUAAGAUAGAUAACUCUUGUCUUUCUGUAAAUAGUGUACAUUAUAACUAAAAGUCAUAGAAAAUACUGUAUUUUCUAGCAUUGAUUUGUGAGUUUGACCCAUUUAAUGAAAGUGUUAUGCCCCAAAGAGAUAAUCAUUGAUUCUAUCUGUAACGUGGAUUUUUAAAAGAAACUUGACUUCUAAGUGUGGAUUUUUCUUCUCUCCAGCAUAAUUAAUGUUAAUAUGGUCCCCAUUUUCGUUUUGGUAUAUACAGAACCAUUGUACAUUGGGGUCUGCCACCUGAUAUUAUUUUAGCACUGACCCCUUGACAGGAAUAUACAUUUUCUCCUUGAUCACUGAGAUGUUUUAAGAUAUUUACCUUAAAAGUUUUCUUGGGAAAAGAAUGACUUGAUUUCUGUUUUUUAAAAACAUAAACAUUUCCCUGAGCCAGUAAGCAGUAGUUUAACCAUCAUGUCUUUUCUUAAUUAGGUUCUAUCAGUAACAUGAAACAAGAAUUGUUUGCCAGGUCCAUUCUUCCUCUUUUUCUUUAAUUGGGUUGGACACCCAAUAUAAAAACAGUCAAUAUUUGACAAUGUGGAAUUACCAAAUUAAAAGAGAAUACUAUGAAUGUAUUCAUAUUUUUUCUAUAUUGAAUAAACAAUGUAACAUAGAUACAAUGUAAAUAAAAGUGGUAUGACCA